This is a messenger RNA of Drosophila gunungcola (fruit fly), 372 nucleotides long. RefSeq lists its product as uncharacterized. The record is from RefSeq and is a predicted model, not a curated record. NCBI's taxonomy places the organism in Eukaryota, Metazoa, Arthropoda, Insecta, Diptera, Drosophilidae.
AUGCGGAAGGGCGGAGGAGCCGGGCGUUUUUCAGCCCUGGCCUCGAUGAGGCGCCAUCUGGCGUGCGGUGGCCGCAGCUGUCGAACACGAUGCGGCACGGAUGCGGAUGCGGAUGCGGAUGUGGACACGGACGCGAGCGCGGCACCGCGACCAAUAGAUUUGGCCAAGCCCAAGCGAACUGAAGACAACGAGAGUUGCAGCCCGCCAAAGGCAACAAACCCCGGACCACAUGCAACAGUCGCGGCUACUGCGACGCCGACUGCGACUGCGACUGAGACGCCGACCGCGGCAGAGGCAGCUGGCGGAAAAAGGAAAACAGACAGAGCGGAAGCGAGCUCCGGCGACUUAUGGCCAUGUUUGUUGUACGGGUAA